AUGCAGACUGAUCACAAGUGUCUCGUGGUCAAGCAACAACAAAUGCGCUCCUUGAGUGACAGCCCACCGCUCAGCCCACCCCUCAGCCCACCCCUCAGCCCACCCCUCAGCCCACCGCUCACAACACCCCUCAGCCCACCCCUCAGCCCACCGCUCACGCCCACACCCACCGCUCAGCCCACCCCUCAGCCCACCGCUCAGCCCACCCUCAGCCCACCGCUCAGCCCACCCCUCAGCCCACCCCCACCCCUCAGCCCACCAGCUCAGCCCACCCUCAGCCCACCCCUCAGCCCACCGCUCAGCCCACCGCAGCCCACCCCUCAGCCCACCCCUCAGCCCACCCCUCAGCCCCCCCCUCAGCCCCCCCCUCAGCCCACCCUCAGCCCACCGCUCAGCCCACCCCUCAGCCCACCCCUCAGCCCACCGCUCAGCCCACCCUCAGCCCACCCCCCACCCUCAGCCCACCCCUCACCCACCCCUCAGCCCACCCUCAGCCCACCGCCUCAGCCCACCCCCCACCCUCAGCCCACCCCUCAGCCCACCCUCAGCCCACCCUCAGCCCACCCCUCAGCCCACCCCUCAGCCCACCCCUCAGCCCACCCCAGCCCACCCUCAGCCCACCCUCAGCCCACCGCUCAGCCCACCCCCCACCGCUCAGCCCACCCCUCACCCACCCCUCAGCCCACCGCUCACGACACCCCUCAGCCCACCCCUCAGCCCACCGCUCACCACACCCCUCAGCCUACCCCUCAGCCCACCGCUCACGACACCCCUCAGCCCACCCCUCAGCCCACCGCUCACGACCCACCCUCAGCCCACCCUCAGCCCACCGCUCACGACACCCCCUCAGCCCACCGCCUCACCCACCCCUCAGCCCACCCCUCAGCCCACCGCUCACGACACCCCUCAGCCUACCCUCAGCCCACCGCUCACGACACCCCUCAGCCCACCCCUCAGCCCACCGCUCACGACACCCCUCAGCAUCAUUAG
Molecule: messenger RNA, 990 nt
Organism: Oncorhynchus keta (chum salmon)
Lineage: Eukaryota; Metazoa; Chordata; Actinopteri; Salmoniformes; Salmonidae
Exons: 5
Coding region: 1-990 (329 amino acids)
Source: RefSeq, a predicted model, not a curated record